CAUCAAGCGCGUCGCGUCGCGUCCAGCUCUUACUUUCGCUUCCUUGCCUUCUUUCGCGAAACACAAUGGCCCGAAGUCCUAAGAACACCACAAAACGCCAAACAGGACGUCCGACCCGCCCGACAGCCUCUACGUCGUUCCAGUCAGCUCCCGAGGACGCCUUCGACAUUAUACAAGAUGAUGAUGUCGCAGAAGAUGAUGAUAUGGACGUGGACGGGAGUGAAGAUAGCACUGAGAUGAUCAAUCGUUUCUUGGCCGAAUACAACAAGCGCCAGGCGAAGAAAUCGUCCGCGCGUUCAGCAGCUUUUCAAACUCAGAAGAAGAAUCUUUACAUCGCAGCGCGCAAGGCGUCGAAGGAACUGGCACGAGAUGGCACAGCCUGUCUAGAGGAGGGGAAAGCGAAACUUCUCGCAUUGAAGCAGGAGGAAGUGACGGCUGAUCAGUACAGCAAGGAUGUCAUUCCUUCCUGGCAUCGCGUCGAGGACUCAGUGAAAGAAUUGCUGUCUGUAUACCCCGCCGGCCUCGAAGAUCUCUUCCCUCGCCGUUCCGACGCCGUCAACGCUGCAAGCGAAAUGAUUGGAACAAACAGCGCCCGAAGAGCGGAUGCACUGGCCGAAUGUGUUGAAGCCGCAGACGCGCAGCUGUACCAGAGUAAGCUGGAUGAGAAGAACGCGGCGGACGCUUCUCGAUUGAUCAAGCACUACAAGACCUUGUUGAUGAUCUGA
Molecule: messenger RNA, 725 nt
Organism: Mycena citricolor
Lineage: Eukaryota; Fungi; Basidiomycota; Agaricomycetes; Agaricales; Mycenaceae
Source: the annotation of a GenBank genome assembly